Drosophila takahashii is the source of this 4517-nucleotide messenger RNA. RefSeq names its product G-protein coupled receptor rickets (gene rk). The record is from RefSeq and is a predicted model, not a curated record. Gene Ontology annotation, molecular function: G protein-coupled peptide receptor activity; protein binding; protein-hormone receptor activity. Gene Ontology annotation, cellular component: plasma membrane. Gene Ontology annotation, biological process: hormone-mediated signaling pathway; activation of adenylate cyclase activity; adenylate cyclase-activating G protein-coupled receptor signaling pathway. NCBI's taxonomy places the organism in Eukaryota, Metazoa, Arthropoda, Insecta, Diptera, Drosophilidae.
CGUGAUCGUGAUAGCAUAUAUAAAAUUGAAUGCCCAUAUGAUACGUGAAAACUGUGCCAGCAGAAAUUGAUAAUUAUUUCAAAUACAGCAUCAAUCACCGCGAUAACCCGAGAAACCGCAGCAUUUGAGCUACGUUAAGCGUAAAAACGCAAGCAAUCAAAGUGAAUUCCAUCUGCUGUCGUGCAGUAUAUAUGUAAAAAUACAAAAAAAAACACAAUAAAGUGCAACUGAGGAAAGUGAAUGCAAAGUGAAUGAAAUAAAUUCGAACUGCGGCAGAGAAGUGAGUGAGUGAGCCAAGUUUAAGGAACCGCGACGGCAGCCGAGAAUCAUGAGCGAGAAACGAAUCGCACACAAAACUGUCAUCAAAUGACAAAUGCUUGACAGCAUCAAUCAACAAAAGCGACGACAGCAACGAUGGCAGCGCGUUGCCGGUGGAGCUGGCGCCUGGCGCUCUGCUUUCUGCUGCUGCUCCGACUGGCGAUGGGCCAUGAUGAUGAAACCAAAGAAAAUUCCGCCUCGGGCGGGGGAAAUCGCCAGGAGCAACAGCCAUACGUCCACCUGCAGCAUCAGCAACAUCAACCAAAUAGCGAACAACUUAGCCAACUAACUGUGAAUAGCAGCUCUACAACCGCCACUGCCACGCCCACGGGCAUCAGGGAGAACGUCAUGCUGCCCUCGGCGGAUCCCGAAAGGGAGGCCCAGAUCCUGUACGAGAAGUCCUUGCAGGAGUAUCACGGCAGCCAGCUGACCACCGCCUCCACCUCCACCUCCUCCGCCGACGUCAUCGGAGGUAAGCGAACGCUUCACGCGGUCUGCGAGCGCUGGCUGCAGAAGCACUGUCACUGCACCGGCAGCCUGGAGGUCCUGCGGCUCAGCUGCCGCGGCAUCGGCAUCCUGGCGGUGCCCGUCAACCUGCCCAACGAAGUGGUCGUCCUAGAUUUGGGCAACAACAACUUAACCAAGCUGGAGGCAAACUCAUUUUUUAUGGCACCCAAUCUGGAGGAGCUAACUUUGUCCGACAAUAGCAUCAUUAAUAUGGAUCCCAAUGCAUUCUAUGGCCUGGGCAAAUUGAAACGAUUGAGCCUGCAGAACUGUGGCCUCAAGUCCCUGCCGCCGCAGUCGUUCCAAGGACUCGCCCAGCUGACCAGCCUACAGCUGAAUGGCAACGCCCUGGUCAGCCUGGAUGGGGAUUGUCUGGGCCACCUGCAGAAACUGCGCACCUUGCGAUUGGAGGGCAAUCUCUUCUAUCGCAUUCCCACGAACGCGCUGGCCGGACUCAGAACGCUCGAAGCACUCAAUUUGGGCAGCAAUUUGUUGACAAUAAUAAACGACGAGGACUUUCCGCGAAUGCCAAACUUGAUCGUGCUUUUGCUGAAGCGAAACCAAAUCAUGAAAAUCUCCGCGGGAGCUCUAAAAAAUUUAACCGCCUUAAAAGUUUUAGAGCUGGACGAUAAUUUAAUAAGCAGUCUGCCCGAGGGACUCAGCAAAUUGUCGCAACUGCAGGAGCUUUCCAUCACCAGCAAUCGACUGCGUUGGAUAAACGACACUGAGCUGCCCAGGAGCAUGCAAAUGCUGGACAUGAGGGCCAAUCCCCUGUCGACCAUUUCGACAGGGGCAUUUCGGGGAAUGACCAAGUUGCGGAAGCUGAUUUUAUCGGAUGUGCGAACUUUGCGCUCGUUUCCUGAGCUGGAGGCCUGUCAUGCCCUGGAGAUACUGAAACUGGAUCGUGCCGGCAUUCAGGAGGUGCCAACGAAUCUGUGCCGUCAAACGCCAAGACUGAAGAGUUUAGAACUUAAAACCAAUUCCCUUAAACGCAUCCCAAAUUUAAGUAGCUGCAGAGACUUAAGGCUGUUAGAUCUAUCGAGCAAUCAAAUUGAAACGAUUCAGGGAAAGCCCUUCAACGGACUCAAGCAGUUGCACGAUCUGUUGCUCUCCUACAAUCGCAUCAAGGCGCUGCCCCAGGAUGCCUUUCAGGGCAUUCCCAAGCUCCAGCUGCUUGACCUGGAGGGUAACGAGAUCUCGCACAUACACAAGGAGGCCUUCGCUGGCUUCACAGCCCUCGAGGAUCUCAAUUUGGGCAACAACAUUUUUCCCGAGCUCCCCGAAUCGGGACUGCGUGCUCUGCUCCACCUAAAGACCUUUAAUAAUCCAAAGCUAAGGGAAUUUCCGCCACCCGACACCUUUCCACGGAUCCAAACGCUCAUACUCUCGUAUGCCUACCACUGCUGCGCUUUUCUGCCACUGGUGGCCAUGUCGUCGCAAAAGAAAACCUCCCAGGUCCAAGAGGCUGUGCUCUUUCCCUCCGACGCGGAGUUCGAUAUGACUUUGUGGAACAACAGCAUGAUGAAUAUCUGGCCACAAAUGCACAAUCUCAGCAAGCAGCUGGGUGCCGCCAUGCAGGAUCCCUGGGAGGCGGCGGCCAACUUCAACGAGGAGCAGCUGCAGUCGCAGACGGGCGGCCAGAUCGCCACCAGCUACAUGGAAGAGUACUUCGAGGAGCACGAGGUGAGUGGUCCGGCCACGGGCUAUGGCUUCGGAACGGGCCUCUUCUCCGGCAUGACCGCCGAGGACUUUCAGCCGGGUGCGGUUCAGUGCCUGCCGAUGCCGGGACCCUUUCUGCCCUGCGCCGAUCUCUUCGACUGGUGGACCCUGCGCUGCGGCGUCUGGGUGGUUUUCCUUUUGUCACUUCUUGGCAACGGCACCGUGGUCUUUGUGCUCCUCUGCUCGCGCUCCAAGAUGGAUGUGCCGCGCUUCCUGGUCUGCAAUCUGGCCGCGGCGGACUUCUUCAUGGGCAUCUACCUGGGCAUCCUGGCCAUUGUGGAUGCAGCGACGCUGGGCGAGUUCCGGAUGUUCGCCAUUCCGUGGCAGAUGUCCCUGCUCUGCCAGCUGUCCGGUUUCCUCGCCGUCCUCAGCUCCGAGCUGUCGGUCUACACACUGGCGGUGAUCACGCUGGAGCGCAACUAUGCCAUCACCCAUGCCAUUCACCUGAACAAGAGGCUCUCGCUGCGCCAGGCGGGCUACAUAAUGAGUGUGGGUUGGGUCUUUGCCCUCCUCAUGGCAUUGAUGCCUCUGUUGGGAGUCUCGGACUACCGGAAGUUCGCCGUUUGCCUGCCCUUUGAGACCACGACGGGUCCGGCGAGCUUGACCUAUGUGAUCUCGCUGAUGUUCAUCAAUGGGUGUGCUUUCCUCACACUCAUGGGCUGCUACCUCAAGAUGUACUGGGCCAUCAGGGGCAGCCAGGCGUGGAAUACGAAUGAUUCGCGCAUUGCCAAGCGGAUGGCCCUGCUGGUCUUUACGGACUUCCUCUGCUGGUCACCCAUCGCCUUCUUCUCCAUCACGGCCAUCUUUGGUCUGCAGUUGAUUUCUCUGGAACAGGCCAAGAUCUUCACGGUUUUCGUGCUGCCCCUGAAUAGCUGUUGCAAUCCCUUUCUCUAUGCCAUCAUGACCAAGCAGUUUAAGAAGGACUGUGUGACCUUAUGCAAGCAUUUCGAGGAGGCACGCGUAGUGGGUGGUCAGGGUGGACGAGGUGGGGGUGGUGGUGCAGUGGGGCGCACCAAGAGAGGUGGUGAACUGCCGCCAACCCUGUUGCCUGCGGCAGCCGUGGCCCAUCCACCCGGUUGUCGUUGCCUCCGGAUGCUGCCCAGCGAGAUGCCCAACUGGCAUAAGAUGGAGCAGACGCCGAGUUUGUGGCACCGCCUGAGGACCUUCUGCUGCGGCGAGAGUAGGAGGCGUAGAAAGCAGCGACGGCAGCCGCAACAGCGUCGCCAGAGGGCCUAUACCGCCGCAGCUGCCAAUCCGUAUCAGUAUCAGUUUGCGGAACUGAGACAGCAGCAGCGGCAGAAUCGAGCCAGCUCCAUUUCCAGCGAGAACUUCUGCAGCUCUCGAUCCUCCAGCUGGCGGCAUGGUCCACCCUCUUCGGCUCCCUUGGCGCCGGGCUCAUGCGCAAUGCCGCUGAAGAUGCUGGAGCCCCACGGCCACCAACAUGGCCACGGAAGGCGGCGCCACUCCGCCUGGCUAAUCACCCGCAAGACGUCGCAGGACUCGAACCUGUCCAGCUCAAGGAACGACUCCUCCGCCUCGGCCACCACCGCCAGCACCUCCACUUUCCGGCUUUCCCGAUCGAGUGCUGGCAGUAGCACUCCUCUGCCUUCGAUCAUUGCCCACAACGGCAAGGCCCAGUUGGAUGCAGUGAAACCCAGACUGGUCCGCCAGGAAGCGGUGCAGGAGGAAGAGGACUCGUCGCCACCUCGCCUGGGAGUGCGAUUCCUGCCCACCAUUCCCUCGGCCGCCGACAGUUCGGUCAUCAUGGAGGACGGCGACUCGGCCAACACGGGAGCAGCCGGUUUUCUGGGCAUGCCACUUCCCGGAGCAUCCAGUGGCUUCCUCAUUGCGCCCACCACCGACAUCACUGCCACCAGCACCUCACCACCACCGGUGGUGCUGCAGCCGGCGAAGCCACCACCCGAUCCCAACGACGCACCACCAUGAUGGUGGGACUGGAGCUGGCGGGGAUUGGG